AUGGUGAGAACUCCUUGUUGUGAGAAAGCUGGACUGAAGAAAGGAGCAUGGACUCCAGAAGAAGAUAAGAAGUUGGUAGCUUACAUUACUAGAUAUGGCCAUUGGAACUGGCGCGAGCUUCCAAGGUUGGCCGGUCUAUCAAGAUGUGGAAAGAGUUGCAGACUCCGAUGGAUGAAUUACCUGCGGCCAAAUAUCAAAAUAGGGAACUUCAGCAGAGAAGAAGAGGAAAUCAUCAUCAACAUGCAUCAAGCUCUAGGGAAUAAAUGGGCAGCAAUAGCAGCAAAAUUACCAGGUAGGACAGACAAUGAUAUCAAGAAUCACUGGCACACCAACCUCAGAAAACCCUUGAAACAAAACUGA
Macadamia integrifolia is the source of this 360-nucleotide messenger RNA. Its product is annotated as transcription factor MYB4-like. NCBI's taxonomy places the organism in Eukaryota, Viridiplantae, Streptophyta, Magnoliopsida, Proteales, Proteaceae. The record is from RefSeq and is a predicted model, not a curated record. The coding region runs from base 1 to 360 and encodes 119 amino acids. The transcript has 3 exons.